UGUGCUCGCGCGGCUGAGAAGCCUGACAGGUUUCCGACCUCGUGAACUUCGGUACUGGUCGAGGCUCGCGCGCACGGUUUUCCAGUGAGCCAGCAUGGCCGCCGGUUUGAGCCAGCAGUCGGUGUUGUGCUUUCUCUUGCGCAACGGAGGAAAGGUGCGCAACGCGGACCUGCUGACACACUUUAAAGUGUUUUUACGGGAGCAUGAGGACCGAGUGCUGAACCGCGAGCUCUUUAAAAGGUACGUAAACGCCGUGGCUACGGUGAAGCAGGAGGGCGGGGUUUCUUAUGUCCUGUUAAAGAAAAAGUAUCGACCGCAUCUCGGAGACGUCGCCACCAGCGCGGCCUCGGCGAGCAGUCAGCCUGAUAAGAAGCAGGAAGGCGUUGGACACAGCCAGCCAGAAGUGUGUGCUGUUCAACCUAAACACAGUGAAGAUCCCACUCUGAAACCUCAGCACUCACAAGUUCACAACACAGAACCAAUCUUGUCAGUUGCAGGGAUUGUAAACAACAACAACAACAACCAUAUUGACAAUAUUUAUUUGGACCACCAACCAUGGGAACAAAACGUGUCCUCGGUCCCCAGCCAAGACGGAGACAUAAACGCAUGCACUCUGGGUGUGUCUUCAUUUACUAUAGACUCAAGUCGGAGCGGCCAGAGCUUUGACCAGCCGUUGGAGGUAAAAAGAACAGCGGAGAAGGCAAAUCCUGAACACAAUGGAGUUCACGGUGCCAAACCUGGACAAUUGCAAGAAGCAGAUGGCUGCUUUUAUCCCCCUCCAGAUUAUGCACACUGUGAGGUAAGCGUGACCCGUCUGUCCAAGGACACAGCACAGAAAAACACCCUGCCGGACUCUUUCCAGUCGUUUGACGAGAAUCCGUCUUAUGCUUGGCCUUUUCCGAUCACCCUGAGACAGUCACAGAUUUCUACGUCCAGUCCAUGUUUAAAUGAAAUCCCUAGUGAUGCUUCCUACUUUGAUUCUUAUAGACAGGAAGGCCUCAGCCAGAGCAAUGAUAGUAUGCUCAGCUCAGAUUGCUACGGUCAGGCCACAAGUAUUUACAUCCAUGAACCGGAACCCUAUGGAGCGACAGCAGCAGGUCCAGUCAGUCCUGCUUCUCAGAGGAACAGUCACAUGCGUAUGGCUUCCAGUUACCUGGAGCCCAAAUGCCUCCAAGGCCUGUCCUCUAGUCAAAAUAGCCUCUUCCUGCCUUCUUCCAUUAACUCUGACUGGCCUCGAGCAUUUCCCCAGGAUAACUGGUCCAGUGAUGAUGCCCUGAAUUAUUUUGGUGGUGUUUUGACAGAAGGUGGAGAGCAGACUUGGACUGGCACUCAUCGUUCCCAUGAUGUCCGGCUACUAUCACAGCUACAUCGCCAGGAAUGCCAGCUCACACCCUUGCACCACUCAACUGGGCACCUUCUUGACGAAAAACCUCAAGCACCUUUUCCAAGUUCGGCACCGGAUGAGAGGACCCACAACAGACCUGUCGCCCGGCGGUUGUCUCAGCGCCUGCGAAGCCGGAUGUGUCGAAGCCUGGGAGCAGAUCUGGACCAAGCAUUUCGGGAGGAUGGGGACUCAGCCCGGCUCAAACGACUGCACCGGAUUACCUCUUUUCUUAAUGUUUCCUCCAGCCGAACCCACAGCUCCCUCGACAGCAUGUCCCCUGCCAGCUCUGUUCGCAGCCUGGGUAAUGACUCAUCGUCCUACUGUCACAGAAACACCCAGGUUCCCCUGGAGGCCCAGGAGCACGAGUGGUUUGUGAAAGCAGCUGCAGGAAUCUGGCCUGAUAUUUACUGUCUUUUCAGAGAGGAUCCAAGCCUGCUGGCCAAACGGGACUUUGUGUCAGGAUAUACCGUACUGCACUGGAUUGCCAAGCACGGAGACCACCGGGUGUUGAACACACUGUGGUAUGGUGUGCACAAAGCAGGGAUGACGCUGAAUGUCGAUGCUAAGACCACAUGUGGUUACACACCACUGCACCUCGCUGCUAUUCAUGGCCACAAAAAUCUGCUGCGGGUCCUAGUGCACAAGUUCAAGGCUAACGUGGCGCUCAGGGACAACAGUGGUAAGAGGCCUUGGCAGUAUCUGGAAAAAAACAAAGACGAGGAUCUGUUGGUGUUACUUGGUGCGCCCCCACGGAUGACUGGGGGUAGUGUAGGGGCACAGUGGUCAUUCGAUAGACGCCCAGUGACACAUGUCAACAGAUCAGCAGCUACAGUGAAAAGACACUCGUCACUCGCUGCAUUAUUCAAACACAAAUACCAACUUCGAGUUUCUGCCAGUUCAGAGUCCCUCUAAUAGAAACAUGGUCUCGGGGUUUAGUUUUGGGAAACUGGAACACUGCACAAUUUAGUUAAAUCUGACUGCAAUGCUUUUGUCUCUUAGGACUGUUUUCCCAACUAUAUUAGAGAUGCCCGAGUUUGUCUUGCAGGAAUAUUGCUUUCAUAUUUUGGUUUUGGAUUUCAUGAUGAAAGUACUUGCACAUUUACCACUUGUUCCUCCUUUAGCUGAAAGCAACAAAUGGGUUACUAACGGUAAAGGUUCAACAGUUCACUUUUUGCAACUUUAGCAUACAGUAUUGAGAGGCUGUUUGUAAAAAGGCUGUGUGGUUAUCUUGCACAAUAUAUUAAAACAUUUUGGGUGCUUUACAAGUCGCAGGUUUUCUCUUUCUCUUAUUCGGGACGGUGUAGUUUACCAAGGAGCAGUCCCCUCACUAUAGGACAGUACUGAAGUGUGUAUACUGGGUGCCAUUGUGUUUGUUCUUCCAUAAGUAACUUGUGUUCUACCAGUCACCUUUUGCUCCUGCACAUCCUUAGCAUUGAUUAAUAAUAAAUAAUCAUGUAUCUAAUCCUGUAUUUCUACUCUUGGUUUUCAUAAAAGGGUUUGACUGCUGUGAGGCCCGGUUUUUCUUUUUCUUUUCUCAAAUUGAACUCGAAGGGGAAUUUGCUUCUUGACCUAUGUGGCUUAAUCUAGAGAAAAAUCCUGACUUAGAAAAAAGCCACCCAACUUCUGCCAAAGCUUCUCUCCAGUGCUCUUUCUCUUUCCUCGUUAAACUUCCAGGAACGUGAUUAAGUACCUAAUGAUGUGAAGAAUGAAGCGACAAUACCUCCAAUAUCCUUCCACAGUUCUUCGUGUAUGUAAGACGUUGCCAUGUUAUCUAGUUUAGCUAUGAUUAUGACUUUAUUUCUAAACAGCCUCCAUAAGAUUGCAUUUGAGAUUUUUCCUACAAGUUUAAAGUACCCCUUUUUUUUUUUUUUUUGCAAAUACAUUAUAGUAUUUGUGUGUGUGUACAUUUCAAAUGAAUAUCGUAUUAUUAUUAUUAUUAUUAUUGGAGAUAAGGGUUGUAUUCAAAGAUAUCUGCUAUAAGACCGCUUGAUGUAAGCCUUCAACUCUCACUGUAUGGGUUUAAUAAUUUACCAUCAGGCCCCUGUGUUUAUUCUGGAAUGCACUGAAUAAAAAAUGGAGAUCUUGAAGAUUUUACUGUUAGAAAAGAACAUUCCACUUUGGUUGUUGCUCAGGUGAUACCAAGGCAACCUCUACUUGGAUAUAUUGUAUUUUAAAGCUUUCUCAUUAAACUCAUUCACUCUCACUA
Molecule: messenger RNA, 3590 nt
Organism: Neoarius graeffei (lesser salmon catfish)
Lineage: Eukaryota; Metazoa; Chordata; Actinopteri; Siluriformes; Ariidae
Exons: 1
Coding region: 95-2296 (733 amino acids)
Molecular function (GO): protein binding
Source: RefSeq, a predicted model, not a curated record